AUGGGAAGCGGAGCAUCCGUGGCUUCCGGCGUGCAAGACGCAACUCCAGCUCAGCUCAAGGAGACUUUCGGCGCGCUGUCAGCAGAGGAGCAGAAGAAAAUCACAGAAGCACUUGCGAAAGUCGAGACGAAAGCAGAAGCCGCUGCGGCACCGGCAACGGGGGAGACGCCUUCUACGGAGGCUAAGCCUGAAGAGAAGAAGGCAGAGGAACCAGAGAUGUCGGAUGAGCAGCUGAGCAUGCUCAAAGCGGCUUUCGAUGACAUUGAUACCAAUGGUUCCAAGUACAUCGAAGCGGCUGAACUCAAAACAGUGCUGGGCAAAAUGAAGGUGGAACUGUCUGACGACCAGAUUGACGCGGUGUUCAAACGUGCAGACCUCAACAAGGAUGGAAAGCUCAGUUUCGACGAGUACAAGAAGCUGGUGUGCGCAGGUUGGGUUCUGCCAGCAAGCACUCAAGACCCGACGAAAACGGCCACAGUGCAAUGGUGCCCUGACGGCUUUCAGCGAAUCUUUUCAGAGCCUGGCAGAUGCUAUGACUAUUUCUGGAUUGAAGCUACCAUGGUGUUCAAGCCGAUCCAGUCUAGGAGUCUAGCAGUUUAG
Messenger RNA from Symbiodinium sp. CCMP2592, 600 nucleotides. NCBI's taxonomy places the organism in Eukaryota, Dinophyceae, Suessiales, Symbiodiniaceae. The record is from the annotation of a GenBank genome assembly.